Messenger RNA from Pyricularia grisea, 1620 nucleotides. RefSeq lists its product as uncharacterized. NCBI's taxonomy places the organism in Eukaryota, Fungi, Ascomycota, Sordariomycetes, Magnaporthales, Pyriculariaceae. Bases 1 to 1620 code for a protein of 539 amino acids. The record is from RefSeq and is a predicted model, not a curated record. The transcript has a single exon.
AUGCAAGGAAUUACCUUUGCUGCUUUCCUCCUGGCAGCCGCCAUGCCCGUGAUCGUGAAGGUAUUUCUCCGAGCCGGCAAUAGCAAGUCCCUUAUCUCCUCGCUGCCAUCCUCCAUCCAUCGCUGCAUCCGCUUCGUUCAGCUCCUUGCCGGUGGUGAGCAGCAGCAGCGUGGCGGCAUCUACCCGUCCUCCCCGUUGCUCGGAUGCAGCGGUGGCGAUGGUGAGGCGCCGCAACGGGUGCAGCAGCGAGGCCGCCCUGUUCGGGCCGUUAGCUACAGCAACGAUGAGUACGCGAGGACACUUAACGCUGACCAUGACAUAUCUCCACCAACCAGCCUGGAUGAUCUCCUGCUCCGGAACAUCAGGGGUAGCAGCAGACCUGCCAGCCGCAGUGGCAGUCGGCCCCCGAGUCGCAGCAACAGCAGGCCCCCGAGCCGGAGUAACAGUAGGCCUCCUAGCCGCAACGGCAGCAGACCCCCCAGCCUCGGCAGCAUGUCACCGCUGUACGCUACGUCGACGCUCCCCGCGAAACCGACCCGUCGCCCCUUUCUUCGCAAGUCGAGCUACGACUCUACCCACAGCACGUACUCCGUCUCCUCACCAUCCGCAGUGACCAGUAGUACAAGCGCAGUAUUUGAAAGCUUCGCCAUUGGUCUCGGUGGUGCUUGCGACUAUGCCCCUCCCUCGGCCAGCGACUACUCCCCGCGAGGCCGUGGCCGCACUCAAUCGUGGAACGUGACUAUGGACGCUUUUUCUAACAGCAACAGCAGCAGCACAUCCCCGAACAGCCUGACCAUUCUUGAGGUGAGGGAUGGUAUCGUCUGCCAGCGGGAGGUUGAAGGCGAGACGGGCUCCGAAGGCGACAUGGGCGCUGGUGGGGGCGCGGGCCUAGGCGAGACAGCGGACCUCGUAGACCUAGCGGCGGCGUGGGCGUCCUCGCGCGGCGUCGACACCAACGUCGGACUCGAACACUUUGAGGCUCGGUCCAUGCUGGGUCGCGCCAUCCGCAAGUUCAAAGCCAAAUCACGGCGGCUGAAGCAGAUGGGCGCGCGCGAGCAAGUGGUGCGCGAGGCCCGCGAGAACUGGGCUCGGCGCUCGCUCGAGUUCGAUGGCGAUGAGUGGGCCGCAACCGUUGCUGCUGCUGCUGCUGCAGCUGCCGACGCCGCCGUCGUAACCACCAACACAAUCAGCCCGAGGAGCUCCAUCUCGUCUGAGACGGCUCCGCCUACGACUGUCUACCACGCCAGUGUCCCCGACGCCGCCGACCCGACCGUCCUCGAGGCGGUGGUUGAGGUUCCCCACCUCGAGAAGACACCGAUUUUGCGCCCGGCCGAGUCCAUGGACAGCCUUGCCCGCGACAUCGCUGCCAUCUCCGCCGAGAGCGAGCUCCCCCACUCCCCGGUCGAAUCGCUGGCGGCUUCUACGGUCAGGCCCGUCUCCCGUGGUAAGGCAGCUGGCAAGAGCGCAGCGGUUGGGAGGCGCCUGAGCAUCUCGAUCCGCGCCUUCAAGAAACGAAGCAGCAGUGCGCCUGAGAACCGCAAGAGGGCCGGUUCGGGCGGCAGUGAUUUGACUACUAUCAGCAGACGGCGGACCAUGAUGUCCUGGGGCAGGGCCAAGUAA